CCGCCCGCCGCCCGCCCCCCGCCGCCCUAGACCCCAACAUCCCGCGCGGCCACCGCGGGCAUCCACCCCGCCACCUCACCUGCUGCCGCGUCGACCGGGACGGCCGCCGCAGGCAUCCACUCUCCUACCGCCGCAGGCAUCCACUCUCCUACCGCCGCGUCGAGCACGACCUAGGGACGGCCGCCGCCCCCGCCAUCCUCACCAGGCCGCUGCCUCGCACGACGUCUCCUUGCUAGCAUCUCAGCAGAUUGGUCGGAGAUCCGCGUUGAUGAGCUGAACUGGUCAAAGCCGGACGUGCGAGUGCUGCUUGUAGGUGCCAUCUUGAUCUCGGAACUCAGCAUCGUGGAUUGCGCUUCUUGGUACCUCAAGAUUUCGUAGUCAUGAACUACAAUCAAGUAUACAAGACUGUGUACCAGAACACGUCACGUCAAGGACAGUGUACUGUUUCAGUUAAGAAGGAGAAAUACAUAGACACCAACAAAAAUGAAACAGAUUUACACGAGGCCAUUUACAAAGUCGGGCCACUUGAAGUGAAGUGUCUAGUUAAGGAGGAUUGUCAAUCUGACCCAGCGCCUUUCCAGUCGUAUUGCAUUCUUCAGGACUUUAGGCAUCUGAAUAUAGUUUCGAUUGAAAACUACUAUUUUGAUGAAUGUGGCGAAGGACGAAUGGUUUUGUCCUGGGUGGACCAGACCCUUAGAGGUUGGUUGGUGAAAGUGGCAGAUGAAAAGCACAGGUUGAAAGCAUUUGAAUCGACAUGCAUGAGUUGCAAACCGUCAACCAUUUUCAGAAAAAUGGUGAUUGGUAUGUGCGAUGCAGUGCAAUGCAUGUUGAAAAACAACGUAUACCCUUGUUCCAUCCUCUUGGACGAUAUUUACUUGGUGAAUCAUGCAUCACCAACUGUUAAAAUACUUGUUUCUGAUGUGAUACAAAUUUAUCGUAACUCUCAUAGAAUCUCUCAUGAAAGGUUGAUUUGGAAAGAUGUGAGAGAAGUGGUGGAGGAAUGUGUUACAAUUGCUGCGAAAAGAGCUAUACACCCCGACGCGAAGAGAUUUUUCCAGUAUAUAGGCUUUGCAAGUGUGAAGAAGUUAGAGUCCUACCCUGACACAUGGAAUGAUCAAGAUAAAAUUCAAUACCUGUUGCAUGUUAUGUCUGGGAAAAAGAAUUAUGUGAGCUCCAAAGUUAAUGGCAUUAGAAAUUUUAAUUGGCCGAAGGAAAACUCAGGUCAUUUGCCUCGUUUAUUUCGUGACCUGAAGGAUCAUCAAGAAAAAGAAACCAAGUCAACAUACAACACUAAUGAUCCUUACGACUAUCUGAGAUUGUGUCGGAAUGGCAUUAAACAUUGGGAUUUGUUACCAAGUCAUAUAACGAUCAUUUGUGGUGAUGUUUCUGGUUUCCUCCGAUAUAUAGAACGGUGGAAUCCCGGAAUUUGGUGUGAUCUAUAUGAGGCACUUGAGGCCUAAACAAAUCUCAUAUGGAAAGCACCUAAGCAACCUGAAGAGAAGUGAUGCAGACUUUUCACAUAUAUAUUCCUGGCAAAAGCAGUUCAACUGUGUUUUUCAUGUGCCAAACAUCAUGUAUUCAGGAGCUGUGGAUCCAUGUUUUGCAAGGGAGCUGGGGACGGCAUGGCCUACCUGUGACAUUUUGCUUUUUUUCAAUUCAGAAGAUUCAGAUUGACUCUUGUGUUGCUCAUGUUGCACGUGUCAUCAAUCUUCUUCUUUGAUCCAGAGCUAGAUCAAAGAAGAAGAUUGAUGACACGUGCAACAUGAGCUACACAAGAGUCAAUCUGAAUCUUCUGAAUUGAAAAAAAAAAAAGCAAAACGACAGGCGAGACGUAAGGUUGGCGUGAUGUAAGGUUGAAAGCGACAGGCUGAAGCAGAGACCCCCUUUAUCUUAUAUUCCUUCUGA
Molecule: messenger RNA, 1905 nt
Organism: Triticum aestivum (bread wheat)
Lineage: Eukaryota; Viridiplantae; Streptophyta; Magnoliopsida; Poales; Poaceae
Exons: 7
Coding region: 381-1460 (359 amino acids)
Source: RefSeq, a predicted model, not a curated record